Tuber aestivum (summer truffle) is the source of this 1005-nucleotide messenger RNA. The record is from the annotation of a GenBank genome assembly. NCBI's taxonomy places the organism in Eukaryota, Fungi, Ascomycota, Pezizomycetes, Pezizales, Tuberaceae.
AUGUUUUUGUGUAGGUAGGAUGGUGGGAGAUGGGUUUGUGGGGCGAGCUGAGUUGGGAUGGAAAUCUCGGUGGGGUUGUGGGUGAUGGGAGUAACCAGAUGGUUUAAUUGGAAGUAGAUCAGGGCAUUUGUUAUUACAAUGAAAGGGUUGUAAGCGUUGGCUAAUGUAGAAACUGGAGAGGGGGGGAGGCACAAACGCUAAGGUUGAAUAGCUCUAGUGAUAGUAAAGCGUCGGAUUCACGACAGUAGUGCGGGAUUGUCAUUAAUGGUAUUUUUUAGGCUCGCGCAGGUCCAACCAGAGUAGAGAUCUUGACGUCAAGACGCAAGCAUCUGGUCAACAGUUUGGAGGGUCCACAUUUAAGAUCAAGUAUUCAAAUGUUAUAAUCAAGUGGUAUUCCAACCUGUAAGAUACUACUGGGCUGAGCCUAUCAUACUCUCCUGGUUAGAUUACCUCCACAUGAAAGGUGGGUUCCAGCUCACCCUUAUAUCAAAGUCCCCAAUCCACUUCCUCCCAGUAACUGAAACCUUAUUCAGAUCCCCACCCCAACAGGACAUCCAGAUCGCCAAACUGCCUCUCAAACCAAGGGUUAAACUCAACAUGGGUGUAGGCGCUCCCGUACGUAUCCUCAUUCCUAAUCGUAGACAACCUCUUCAGCUAAAAGGGGUCGGUCACGCCCGGGAGUGGGGUUUGCAGUCUCGGCCUUUUGAAAACGGUUGUGCCAACCAGAGUCCUGAUGGCAAGGUGCGGCUUCCACAAUUCGUCGUCUGUGCCUCCAGCGAAGAUGACCUGGCAUAUCGGCGACCAGAACUUUUGUGCUUUACAACCAACCUCACCCAGCCCGACCAGUAUUCUGGGAACCACCAUCUCCCCAUUGCUAUCUUUCCGGCCACCCCAGCGAUCCCCCAUUCAUCACCCAUACCACCCAUCACCGGCGCGGUCGUAUCCAGCAUGUGUGCACGUUUGAUAUCGUCGUCUGUGGCUUUGCCACAGCCCAUGAGCAUUUAG